UGCUGGUUACGAUGAUGAGCUGGAGCGAGACAGUACAUUGCUUCGAGCUGCGAAGAACUAUUAUCCUGAAGGUGAAAGUGAAGGCGCUUGCAGUGAGUUCCCUCCAUUGAUGCAGGCAAGAUCGUUGACGAGAGGGGUUCCGUACAGGGACAGUUACAACCAUGCGAAGCCUGUUGAUUCUACGGGUAACUGUUAUACAAGAUCAACUAAAACUAUAAGGACAAUCAACAUGCCGCCCAAGAGACGUCCACCGCUACAACUGUACGGACCUCUAGGGCCCAAUGGUGAACUACAGUUUCCACCAGUUCAAACCUUUGCCGAGAGAGAAAAAGAACGAUUGGAGGCUAUAAAGAAAGAAAAGGACAAGAAUAAGUUGCCAAAAGGUUUAGUAUUGCUGGGAGAUUUGGUAUCUGGUGCUUACGAUAGACGAAAAGCUGCCGAAGCGGAGGCGAGGAAGAGAAGAAUAGAAAAGAAACGAAAAGAAAAGGCCGAGGCGGAGUUAGCUGCGCAGGCAGCCUUGAAAAGGCAUUUAGCAAAAUUGGAAUUUGAGCUACCUCGCGAUCCCGAUGAGCAGAAAAGUCAGAUGCUGAAGGCAACAGAACAGGAGCACUACCGCUACAUACACCCGAAAGAUUUAGAAAGAAUUCAGUAUUAUUUAACUACGUCACUAACUGGCAACCAUAUACCGGAGUUCCCUGCACACCUGUACAAACGAGCCAAGGUGAAAGUAGACAAGCAGACAGCAGCCAUCAAAAAAUGCCUUAUGAUCCUAACGUACCAGGCAUGUGUCAGACAGAGCGAAGCCGAUAUCAAGGACUUCUUUCUUAAGGCUAUGCAGAGAUGUCUCCUCGCCUACAUUCUGGAGGAUCCAGAAGAAGUGAAACGACUUCGCAUAGCAUUCCUACCGUCUCUUUGGCCAGCGCAUUGCAUUCGCGCGCCCAUGCCUUGGCAUAACGAUGUGACGCGGGCCAAGCAAGCCAUUAAAUAUCGCUACUAUCAAGGAAACCCGAUUUUGUUGGAGCUUAGGAGACUAUGGCAAGAAAAAUACCAAAACAUGUAUAUCUGCGAUAUGAACAAAAUGCAGGAAGACAUGCCAUUCCCCCACUAUCCUUGCGACUUCACUGAACGUCUCAACAAAUUAUGUGCCGAAACCAGGACGGAGUUGGUAGACAAUUGGUUAAUAGACGUUGCAGAUACCAUGGUCAAGAUGAGAAAACACUGGGCGUGCUAUGUCUCUAGGAAGAAGAAAGAGUCUAUCUUUCAGGUUGAGAUGUUUUUUAGUUCGAUUCACGCAUUGAUGUCAAGACAGAUUCGCGAUCUUGUGGAAAGAAGCGUUUUCCAUUUUGCGGAAUACUUCUCGUAUUAUUCGGAAGGUAACAACUUCGGCAAAGAGUACAGAGACUACCUCUUCAUCAAGCGACCGCUACUCCGCAUCAAGGUCGUAGGCCAACCGGGAUCCACCAGUAUAAGCUUUGAUCCAGCCUUGGAUCAAAUGCGGGUCAUGAUUAUUAAGUGGCUGCACACGAUUAUCGGCGUCAAUCAACAAUUGCCCAGUGUUGAUACUAUCAUGUACCCAGGUGCGCAACGUCCAAAUCCAUAUCUUAUGUCGGUAUACCCGGACGAGCAGUACAUGGUGGAAGUUACCAAUAAGUGCAUCAAACACUUUCACGAAAACCGACCAGGGCCCAAUAGCUUCCUGGACACAUUCCAGGAGUAUUUCUAUAUCCUAGAUGGUACUGCCUUUCAAGAUCUGCAGAAGUUCUUUGCUUUGGAACCUCCACCUUACUUGAAGGACUUCUCAGCCCGCAUUUUAACGUAUAGAGCCUUACGCGACGAGAUAGCCUUCCUGCGCCGCGACAUUCCGCUUAACAUGGUGAUGCUGGAUUGCGCGCCUGUCAACGACGUGCUCUGGAGCGAAGUGGACGCGCUCCGACAGUACAUCAUAGACCAUUUCACUACUGUCAACAGGAAGUGGAACCGAUCAAUUUGCAAUGUGUACGAGGAAAUGGCGGCGCGUACGUCCGAAAGUCCGGAGACCACAGCCCAACUGGUGGAGUUGCUAGGCUACAUCCAGGAUUGCCGGGACUGCGCUAUGUUUGACUUGCGAGAGAAAUCGAGGACCACCGCUGAAUACGUGCUGUUCUUGAUGGAGCAUGCACAUCUUUCCUUCGAAGACAUAAACCUAAACACUCGCGUAUUCCUGUGGCCUCUCGACAUGGAGGAAACUAUAGAUUUGACAAUAAAGACCCUAAACACCAAAAAGUUAAUGGCGGAAGACAAACUAAAAAGCAGAAAGGCGAUCUACGAAGAGAGACUCAAGAAGCAUGAAAAGGAGUUGGAGCUGUUCCGUCGGUUUGAUCCGCCACUGCUGAACUUGGACCUAUUGAGAGAAGUCGUUGGAAAAGUGGACGAAAUCAACCAUAGUUUAACGGAAGACAAACGCGAAGCCGAGGAGAUAAACAACGAGGAAGUUUUGCUGGACCAGGAAGUGUCUGUGUACUUCAGCAUGACCACCAUGCUGGCCAGCAUCGACCCCUUCCACAAGCUGUGGCACACCGCCUUCGACUUCUACGACGGCUACGAGAAAUGGUACCACGGCCCAUUCCAAGGGUUGGACGCGGAACAAAUUGCCGAGGACGUCGAAGCCUGGUGGAAACUACUGUAUAAACUCGGAAAGCAGUUGCUCGAGUACCCCGGCGCUAAGCGAAUAGCGGAUAUGGUGCGGAACAAAGUGGAGAAGUUCAAGCUACUGCUGCCAGUGCUUACAGCUAUAUGCAAUAAGGGCAUGCGUGAGCGACACUGGGCUAAAAUCAGCGAGUUGGUCGGCGUAGAAGUUAUUCAUGAACCCGAAACCACUUUAGCUGAUAUGGUGGAACAAGGAGUUCACGUCUAUCCCACACAAUUAGAGGAGAUUGAACAGUACGCCUCUAAGGAGUAUGCUCUAGAGAAGGCCUUGAAUAAAAUGAAGGAAGAAUGGAUCGGCAUAAAGUUCGAGGUGGUACCUUACAGAGACACGGGAGUGGGUAUCCUCACAGGUUUAGAUGACAUCCAGCAGCAAUUGGAUGACCAUAUCCUCAAGUCGCAGACGAUGAGAGGAUCCCCAUACGUGAAAGCGUUCGAGGCCGACAUGGUCGCCUGGGAAGAGAAACUUAUUAGUAUGCAGGACAUACUCGACCAAUGGCUGCAGUGUCAAGCCACCUGGAUGUAUCUAGAACCCAUUUUCUCAUCGGAGGACAUAAUGCGGCAGAUGCCAACGGAAGCGCGAAACUUCCGAGACGUGGAUAAGGAGUGGCGGGCUGUCAUGAUGGCCACACAGAAGGACCCCAUGGUUCUAACGGCAACUGACUUUCCGGGUUUACUUAAGAAAUUGAGAUACAAUAACGCCUUAUUGGAUGACAUCCAACGCGGCCUGAACGACUAUUUGGAGAAGAAGAGAUUAUUCUUCCCGAGAUUUUUCUUCUUAUCCAACGACGAGCUACUGGAGAUUCUCUCAGAGACAAAGGACCCGAUGCGGGUGCAGCCUCACCUCAAGAAGUGCUUCGAGGGUAUCUACACGCUGGAGUUCAACGCGGCGAAGGAGAUCGUCGGCAUGACCUCGGCUGAAGGCGAGGUUGUCACGCUGUCUUCGUCGAUACAACCUGCUGAUGCUAAGGGCAUGGUGGAACGCUGGCUCCAACAAUUGGAGCACCAGAUGAUGACCAGCCUGCGUGACGUCGCGUCAGAAGCCAUCAACGCGUACGCCAUCACGCAGCGAGAGGAAUGGGUGCUGAACUGGCCGGGCCAGAUCGUGCAGUCCGGCUCUUGCGUACAGUAUACCACCGAGGCACUGGAAGCUAUCCAGACCGGCAGCUUACCGGAGCUGAUAGCGAAGAGCACGGAGCAGAUCACCGGCCUGGUGUACCUGGUGCAGGGCGACUUGGAGCCCGGCAACCGGAUCACCGUGGAGGCGCUCAUUGUCAUCGACGUGCAUGGUCGCUCGAUCCUGGAAGAAAUGGAGGAAAAGAAAGUCCGCGAGGUCACAGACUUCAACUGGAUCUCGCAACUGCGCUACUACUGGCGCGGGGAUCGCAUCGUAUGCUCGAUGAUCACAACGGACGUGGACUACGGGUUCGAAUACCUGGGCAACACGGGCCGCCUGGUCGCCACGCCUCUUACCGACCGGUGCUACAGGACAUUAAUGAGCGCUCUGAAAUUAAAUCUGGGCGGCGCCCCCGAAGGCCCGGCCGGGACGGGUAAGACUGAGACCACGAAGGAUCUGGCCAAAGCCGUCGCCAAGAAAUGCGUCGUAUUUAACUGUUCCGAUGGACUCGAUUAUAAGGCGCUUGGCAAAUUCUUUAAGGGUCUUGCGCAAUCUGGCGCCUGGGCGUGUUUCGACGAGUUCAACCGCAUCGAGCUGGAAGUGCUGUCGGUGGUCGCCCAGCAGAUCCUGUCCAUCCAGCUGGCAAUCCUUCGCCGCGACAAGCGCUUCGUGUUCGAGGGUACGGAGAUCAGCCUCAACCCCACGUGCUCUGUCUUCAUCACCAUGAAUCCUGGCUACGCGGGCCGCACAGAACUGCCGGAUAACCUGAAGGUGUUGUUCCGCACGGUGGCAAUGAUGGUGCCCGACUACGCCAUGAUUGGGGAGAUCACUCUCUAUUCCAACGGAUUUGUCAAUGCUGGCCCGUUAGCCCGUAAAAUUGUUCAAGCGUACAAGCUAUGCUCGGAGCAGCUGUCAUCGCAAAACCAUUAUGACUACGGCAUGCGAGCUGUCAAGUCAGUGUUGUUAGCUUCCGGAGCUUUGAAAAAGAACUAUCCGGAAAAGGACGAAGCGCAACUAGUUUUGAGGGCCAUUAUUGACGUUAACAUGCCCAAGUUUCUGUCCCAGGAUGUACCCCUAUUCACGGGUAUAUACUCCGACCUGUUCCCGGGGGUGGAGAUCCCGCAGCCCGACCGCGCGGAACUUCUGAAAUGUAUCAACAAAGAUCUGGAGAAACGAAACCUGCAGAACACUGAUUGGUAUCUCGAGAAGAUAAUACAGAUAUAUGAAAUGAUGCUAGUCCGCCACGGGUUCAUGGUGGUGGGCCCGCCCAUGGGCGGCAAGACUCAAGCCUACCAGAGCCUGGCGGACUCCUUGCGCGCUUUGCAGCUGAUGAAACCACCUCCAAGGCACAAAGAGUUCGGCGCCAUAUACCGCAUCCUCAACCCCAAGGCCAUCACUAUGGGACAGCUGUAUGGAUGCUUUGAUCCCGCGUCGCACGAGUGGUCUGACGGAGUUCUAGCCAUAGCGUUCCGCGAGUACGCGAUGUCCAUAACGCGAGACCGCAAGUGGAUCUUGUUCGACGGGCCCGUGGACGCAGUCUGGAUUGAGAAUAUGAACACUGUGCUAGAUGACAAUAAGAAACUAUGCCUCAUGAGUGGAGAGAUUAUACAAAUGACGAACAAAAUGAAUCUAAUUUUCGAGCCUGCGGACUUGGAGUUCGCUUCUCCUGCUACGGUAUCCCGCUGCGGUAUGAUUUAUAUGGAGCCUGAACAACUAGGUUGGCGAGCUUUCCUGGCCUCUUACAACACUCACCUCACUAAGAAGCUAAUACCAGAACAGUAUGACUUGAUCCAGGAGCUGAUUGACUGGCUUGUGCCGCCUAUAUUUGAGUUUUUAAUCAGAUGCCGUCAUUUCGUACAAGUUGGAGAGAUUCAUCAGUUCUACUCUUUUACACGCCUGUUCACGUGUCUGCUGGAGAGUGAAGCGCAGUUCAGCACGCUGUGGUUGCAAUGCACGUUUUUGUUCGCACUGCUCUGGGGACUAUGCGCCACCAUUGAUGGUGACAGUCGCAAAAGCUUCGAUUCGUUUUUCCGCAAACUCCUCGAUGGCAGCAACGCUAACUAUCCUAAGCCCAAGUCGUUCAAACUGACCAAGAACCAAUUGUUUCAAGACAAAGAUACCGUGUUCGAUUAUGUUUAUGACAAGAGAAAUAAUGGAUCCUGGAUACCGUGGGUUGAAUUGGAGAAAGAAGUCCCAUUGCCUGCAAAUGCUAAGGUGAACGAUUUAAUAAUCCUGACAAAUGAGAAUGCAUGUCUCCGCUUUUUCGUGAGCAAAAUGGUGAAAUACAAGAUCCCGAUCUUGCUGGUGGGGCCGACGGGUACGGGCAAAUCCUCGCUCGUACUUAACUUCCUGCUUUCUCUGCCCAAGGAAAAGUAUAUCACCAACACAAUCAAUUUUUCCGCUAGAACUACUGCAAAUCAGACGCAAGACAUAAUAAUGUCGAAAGUAGACAGAAGAAGGAAGGGUGUAUUUGGACCUUCCAUGGGUAAGAAGUGUGUGCUAUUCGUGGACGACCUGAGUAUGCCACAGAAAGAACAGUGGGGGGCCCAGCCGCCGCUGGAGUUACUCCGCCAGUGGAUCGACCACGGGCAUUGGUAUGACUUGCGGGAGAUGGUGCGCCAGGAAGUUGUUGAUGUGCUCUUCGUAUCAGCCAUGCUGCCCCCGGGCGGCGGCUCCAACAUGAUAUCGUCGCGGCUGACGCGUCACAUGCUGCUCAUAACCUUGGACUCCUUCGAGGAUAACACUCUCAAUAAAAUAUUCAUCACUAUCAUGGACUGGCAUUUUGCCAAAGGCUUCACGGAUACACUCGCUAGGCAGAGCAAGGGGGUAGUAGCAGCGACAAUGGAGGUGUACAAGGCCGUGACGCUGCAGUUUCUGCCGACCCCCAGCAAGUGCCACUACCUGUUCAACCUGCGGGACUUCGCGCGCGUCGUCCGGGGCGUGCUGCUGGUGCCGCCCACGCACUUGAAGGAGCUCAACAAGCUGGUGCUGCUGUGGGUGCACGAGACCUACCGCGUGUUCUGCGACCGGCUGGUGGACGAUGCCGAUCGAAAGAAACUGUUUGACGUGGUGUACAAGGCUGUGUAUGGGAACUACCGCGUGCACAUGGACCAGGUGAUGACGGAAUUGGGCUACGUGCCCGAGGGGGAAAAGUUGGCCAACAAGCAUGCCGCUAACAUAUUCUUUGGCAACUACAUGGAGCCUGAUGCCGACCCCAAAAUAUACGAUCAGGUGAUGGAUCUGGACGACAUGGCGGUGAAGAUGGAGUACUACCUCGAGGAGUACAACGUGGUGUCAUCGUCGCCGAUGGCGCUCGUCAUGUUCCGUUAUGCUCUCGACCACAUAUCCCGGUGUACGCGCGUGCUGCUGCAGGAUAAUGGUAAUCUUCUACUGGUUGGAGUUGGCGGCAGUGGGAGAAGUAGUGCGGUGAAACUUGCUGCUAGCAUUCUGGAGAUGAAUGUCAUACAGAUCGAGAUAUCUCGAGUAUACGGCCAGAAUGAGUGGCGCGAUGACAUCCGGAAAUUGCUCAUGAAAGCUGGUAUUAUCGGGAAACCAUUAGUCUUCUUGUUCGCAGAUAAUCAGAUUAUGUAUGAAGGAAUGGUAGAGGAUAUUAACAUGUUACUCAACACAGGCGAUAUUCCCAAUCUUUACGGUAUGGACGAGAAAGUCGAAAUCCUCGAUAAAAUGCAGGCAGCCGUGAGGGAAGCUGGCAGAAAAAUGGAGACAACACCAUUGGCCAUGUUCGGUUUCUACGUGGAGCGCGUGAAGGCUAACCUACGGAUAGUGAUGGCGAUGUCUCCCAUCGGGGACUCCUUCCGCAACCGGUUGCGCAUGUUCCCCUCGCUUAUCAACUGCUGUACUAUCGACUGGUUCACAGCAUGGCCACCUGAAGCAUUAGAACGCGUAGCAUCGAUGUUCAUAGCAAAGAUGGAGAACGUGGACGAUGAAGUACGUGAUUGCUGCGUAGAACUAUGCCAGCUGUUUCACAUGAGCGUCGUGCAACUGAGCGACAGAUUUUAUUCGGAACAGAAACGGAAGGUGUACGUUACACCCACGAGUUAUUUGGAACUUAUAAAGGCUUUCCAGAAUUUAUACGCCUUGAAAGUGGACCAGAUAACAAAAUCUAGGAACCGAUACGAGACAGGUCUAGAACAGCUAGACUUCGCGUCCGGUCAGGUCGCUGUAAUGCAGCAGAAUCUAAUCGAUCUUCAACCGUUGUUGGUGGAAACCUCGGACAAGACUGAGAAACUCAUGAUCAAGAUCGAGCAAGACACAGUUGUAGUGGAGAAACAGAAAGAGAUAGUGGGCGCAGACGAAGCUUUAGCCAACGAGGCAGCCGCAGCCGCUCAGGCCAUCAAGGACGACUGUGAGUCUGACUUGGCCGAAGCGGUACCAGCAUUGCAAGCUGCAUUGGAUGCUCUCAACACGUUGAAACCCGCUGACAUAACCCUGGUUAAAUCCAUGAAGAACCCGCCCGCUGGGGUGAAGUUAGUUAUGGAAGCGGUUUGUGUGAUGAAGGGUAUUAAAGGUGAUAGGAAGAUGGAUGCCAAUGGAAAGCCCUACGAGGACUUUUGGGGCCCCUCGCAGAAAAUGUUGGGUGAUAUGAAGUUCUUAGAAAGCCUUAAGAAUUACGAUAAGGAUAACAUACCUCCUGCUAUCAUGAAAAAGAUUAGAGACAAAUACAUUCCUGAUCGUGAAUUCGAUCCUGCAGUCAUAGCUAAAGUGUCAUCUGCUUGUGAAGGCCUCUGCAGGUGGGUACGAGCAAUGGAUGUGUACGAUAGAGUCAUCAAGGUCGUAGCACCAAAAAAAGCGGCUUUGGCAGAAGCAGAAGGCGAGUUACAAAUGCAGAUGAACACUUUGAAUGAAAAGAGAGCUCAACUGCAAGGCGUACUUGACAAAUUACAGGCCCUCAACGACGAGUUUGCGGAAAUGACUCGUAAAAAGAAGGGUUUGGAAGAUGAGAUAGAACUAUGCUCCACUAAAUUAUCCCGAGCCGAACAGUUGAUCGGAGGAUUGGGAGGUGAGAAGGCGCGCUGGACCGACUUGGCUAGACAACUGCAAGAGCUACUGUCCAAUAUUAUUGGUGAUGUGCUGCUAUCAGCUGGGUUUAUAGCGUACCUCGGCCCCUACACUGUGAACUACAGAAGGGAGCUGGUCACUAUGUGGAAUCAACGGACUAAAGAUCUAAAUAUUCCUUGUUCAGACAUUUAUUCCCUCGUGACGACCCUUGGGGAACCAGUCGUGAUAAGGGCGUGGAACAUCGCAGGGCUGCCCGUAGACGCCUUUUCCAUCGAAAACGGCAUCAUCGUGGAGAAGUCGCGACGGUGGGCGCUGAUGAUUGAUCCCCAAGAACAAGCAAACAAAUGGGUGAAGAACAUGGAGCGUGAAAACCAAUUGAAGGUCAUAAAGCUAACGGACUCCAACUACGUUCGGAUCCUAGAGAAUGCCAUACAGCUGGGAUUCCCGGUGAUCCUGGAGAAUAUCCGGGAACAAUUGGAUGCUGUUCUCGAGCCUGUUCUUUUAAGGAAUAUUUUCAGGUCUGGUGGCAUUGACUGCUUAAAACUAGGCGAUAACAUUCUGGAGUACAAUUACAAUUUCCGCUUCUACAUCACAACGAGGCUCAGCAAUCCACACUAUCUACCCGAAAUCGCCGUAAAGGUCACGUUGUUGAACUUCAUGAUAACGCCUCAAGGGCUACAAGACCAACUCCUGGGUAUCGUGGUAGCGCAGGAUCGGCCUGAACUCGAGCUGAAAAAGAACCAGCUGAUUGUGGAGGGUGCUAACAACAAGAGAACGCUCAAGGAAAUCGAAGAUAAGAUCCUUGAGGUACUAUCGUCAGCCGGAAACAUUCUAGAAGACGAAUCAGCAAACCAGAUUCUCUCGUCAUCCAAAAUCCUCUCGAUAGAAAUAGAGGCGAAACAAGCAGCUGCGGCCAUCACUGAGAAAGAAAUAGAUGAAGCUCGGUUACUGUACGUGCCAGUCUCAAAGCAUUCCUCUGUGCUGUUCUUCUGCAUAUCGGAUUUGGCUACAAUUGAUCCGAUGUACCAGUAUUCUUUGAAUUGGUUCAUAAAUCUUUACAACCAAGCCAUAAAUAACUCCCCAAAGAGUGAUAUCCUAGUCGAGCGACUGGAUGGUCUCAACGCGUAUUUCACACGUAGCGUGUAUGAGAACGUCUGUCGGAGCCUGUUUGAGAAGGACAAACUCAUCUUCUCACUCGUUCUUACUCUUGGAAUACUUCGGGCUGGGGGUAAGUUGGACGAUGAACAAGUGGCAUUCCUCCUAACAGGGGGCGUGGCUCUCGAGAAUCCCUACGAAAAUCCCGCACCAACCUGGCUUUCGGAAAAGUGUUGGUCCGAAGUUGUACGCAGCAGUAACUUGAAUGGGCUUCGCGGUUUCAAAGAGAAUGUGGAGCAAAACAUCGGAGCCUGGAAAGAUUUCUAUGAUUUAGCCGCGCCUCAAGAGAAUCCACUCCCGCAUCCAUAUGAAGACAUACGGGGCAUACCAAAGCUGAUUAUAUUCAGAUGCAUCCGGCCAGAUAAGCUGAUACCUCUCGUGCAACACUACGUGGUGGAAGAAAUGGGAGAGACAUACAUCGAGCCGCCGCCCUUCGACUUGGAAAAGUCGUACAACGACAGCAACUGCUGCUCGCCACUUAUCUUCAUCCUGUCGCCAGGCUCUGACCCUAUGUCGGGCCUCGUCAAGUUCUCUAUGGAACGGAAGGUGGUCAGCUUUGAGACCAUAUCUCUUGGUCAAGGACAGGGCCCAAUAGCAGCCAACAUGAUCGAGCAGGCGAUCGCGUCGGGCGGCUGGGUGGUGCUGCAGAACUGCCACGUGAUGGAUUCCUGGAUGGGGGAGCUGGAGCGCAUCUGCGCGGAGGUCAUCGUGCCGCAGCUCACACACCCCAACUUCCGCUGCUGGCUCACCUCUUACCCCAGCAAGGCUUUCCCGGUUACUGUAUUACAGAAUGGCGUCAAAAUGACAAAUGAAGCGCCCAAAGGUCUUAAGAACAACAUCUUCCGUUCCUACAUAUCGGACCCGAUAUGCGAUCCGGAGUUUUACAUCUCCUGUCCUCGCACCGAAGAGUGGAGAAGAUUACUGUUUGCUCUUUGCUUCUUCCACGCGAUCGUGCAGGAGCGACGCGCUUUCGGACCUCUCGGGUGGAAUAUACAGUACGAGUUCAACGAGAGUGAUCUAAGGAUAUGCGUCAUGCAGUUACAGAUGUUCCUCACGGAGUAUUCGGAGACACCGUUCGACGCUCUCAACUAUUUAGCGGGCGAAUGUAACUAUGGUGGCAGAGUAACAGACGAUAAAGAUCGGAGGCUCAUACUAUCUCUGCUGUCCAUAUUCUACAACGAUGAAGUAACUACAGAUCCUAAUUACUCCUUCUCCCCGAGCGGCGACUACCGAAUCCCUCCCUCAAUGGACUACAACUCGGUGCUUGAACACAUUAGAGCUUUGCCCAUGAUCGCCAAACCCGAGGUGUUUGGGUUGCACGACAACGCUGACAUUACCAAGGAUAAUAAGGAGACCGCAGCGUUGCUGUUCGGAUGCCUCCUAACGCAAACCAGCAUCGUAGCGGGCGGCGGCGGCGACGGCGCUGAGGGCGGCGGCGUGGUGGAGCUCACCCGGGACAUGAUGGCCCGUCUGCCGAAGCCCUACGACGUGCUGGCCGUGGCUCAGCAGUACCCCGUGCAGUAUUACAACAGUAUGAACACCGUGCUCAAACAGGAGCUGAUCCGCUACAACCGGCUGCUGAGCGUGGUGGCGCGCACGCUGCGUGGCGUGCACCUGGCGGCGCAGGGGCUGGCCAUCAUGGGCGCGGAGCUGGAGGGCUGCCACAGCGCCUUCGUCAAAGGGGUCGUGCCCGCCGCCUGGAUGGCCAAGUCCUAUCCCUCCAUGAAGCCCUUGGGCUCUUAUGUUGCCGACUUUCUGGCGAGGUUAAAGUUUCUCCAAGACUGGAUUGACGAGGGUCCACCGAUAGUCUUCUGGAUAUCAGGCUUCUACUUUACUCAGUCGUUCCUCACGGGUGUUCUGCAGAACUACUCUCGUCAUAACCGCAUACCAAUUGAUCAAGUUCACUUUGAGUUCACCAUCACCAGUUUGGAGGCGGAAUGCGAAGAGGAACCGACUUUUGGGGUUUAUUGUAAGGGACUGUUCCUCGAAGGAGCAAGAUGGAACCGUGAUGCAAUGCAACUGGACGAAUCCUACCCCAAGAUACUCUUUGACACUAUACCUAUUAUAUGGUUUCAACCAGCACUAAUAGCUGAUUUCCGCCCCCCACCAAGUUACUUCUGUCCCAUCUACAAAACUAGUGAGCGGAAGGGAGUGCUGGCCACUACAGGGCACUCCAGUAACUUUGUAAUGUAUAUAACAUUAAGGUCUGAUAUACCGCAGAAGCAUUGGAUUAAUAGAGGGGUUGCUAGUUUGACACAGCUUGACGACUAAACCUCAUUUUUUUAAUAUAGUAAGCACACACCAUAUGCUUGCACAGGGUGUAGGCAUUAUGGCCAACAGAUUGCAGAACACAUUUCAAGAUGGCAGUGCCUAAACGCAUAAUAUAUGAAGUAAUGCCAAUGGGCUCAAGUUACAAUGUACAAUCUGCAGCCUUAUGCUGAACACUCAUAGGGGACAGGAUUUUAGAGAUGGAAUACUACGGUAAAUUAUUGCUUAUUCAAAAAUUGUAAUCAAAAGUAAGGUUUGCUUGGUUUGUCUGUUACAUAGUCACAAAGUUAAGCCGAUAAUUAUGCAUAGGCCAAAGAAACCAACAACCAACAUUGUUGUUAACAGUCUUAUUACUUCUAUACAAUUUAAAUAUAAUAGCAAUUAAUCUG
Pararge aegeria (speckled wood butterfly) is the source of this 12630-nucleotide messenger RNA. It is a transcript of the gene Dnah3, whose product is annotated as dynein heavy chain 3, axonemal. Gene Ontology annotation, cellular component: dynein complex. The transcript has 72 exons. Gene Ontology annotation, molecular function: ATP binding; ATP hydrolysis activity; dynein light intermediate chain binding. Gene Ontology annotation, biological process: microtubule-based movement. The record is from RefSeq and is a predicted model, not a curated record. Bases 110 to 12244 code for a protein of 4044 amino acids. Lineage: Eukaryota; Metazoa; Arthropoda; Insecta; Lepidoptera; Nymphalidae.